Molecule: messenger RNA, 1683 nt
Organism: Diutina rugosa
Lineage: Eukaryota; Fungi; Ascomycota; Pichiomycetes; Serinales; Debaryomycetaceae
Product: CTD-interacting domain-containing protein
Exons: 1
Coding region: 1-1683 (560 amino acids)
Biological process (GO): termination of RNA polymerase II transcription
Cellular component (GO): mRNA cleavage factor complex; cytoplasm
Molecular function (GO): mRNA binding; RNA polymerase II complex binding
Source: RefSeq, a predicted model, not a curated record
AUGGCGUUCGACGCUGAGUACUACGGCAAGCUUCUAGCGUCGCUCACCAUCAACUCGCGGGCCGUGAUCACCGAGCUCACGACGUUGGCGGAGGAAAACGUCGGCGACGCCCCCCUCGUGGUGCAGAUGGUCGAGGAACGCAUCCGCAAGGCGCUCCCCCAGCACAAGUUGUUCGCCAUGUACCUCAUGGACCUGAUCCUGAAGAACGUCGGCCCUCCUUACCCGAUGCUCUUUGCCAAAAACAUGUUUAAAGUGUUCACCGCCACUUAUACUUCAGUGCCCGACACGCUGACGCGCCAAAACUUGAUCAAUUUGUUUAAAACGUGGAUGCUUGUCCGGGGCGCUUCUGGUCAAACGAUCUUCCCCUUGGACACAUUACAGAAAAUCGAAACGUUUAUCAUCCAGGCAACGCUGAUUCAAGGUCAGGGUGCAGGCAUGGCGCUGGCUAUCCCCGCCGGUGCCGCUCAGGGAGUGUCCCGCGUGACUCAGGAUAUGCUUAUCCGCGAAGGCCGGGGCCUUCUCUACCGCAGUAUCCAAGUGAUGAAGCUGGUGGACCGUUUAGGAGCCACCGACGAUGACUUUACUGAUGACGAACGACACCUUAUCCACAAACUCGAGCUCGAACGGAACCGGCUUGUCGGUGAAGCCAACGAGUUUAUUGAUACCAUUGUCGACACUUUGCGCCCUGACCAACAACAACAACAGAUAUUUGAGAAGAAUUAUAAGGCGUGGACUGAGAGGUUAAACCAGAUUAAGGGACUAAUCGAUAAACAGGCCGAACAGCUUGCGCCCGUGAUUGAACGGGUACUGGCAGUUAUCACGACUAAACGCCAGCAACAAGAGGCCGACCAGCGCCACCAAAAGCUCAUUGAACGUCGCCGCCAAUACUUAAAGGAUAAUAAGCCGGAAAUCGACCCUAUCAUCAAAGUGGAGUUUUUCUCCGAUGUUUUCAGUCCUACCGCUCCUCCAUUAAUUACGGCGUUAGCUACCGUAGGGAUGCCGGUAGUGAAGCACGCUGAAGUCGAAGAUGUCAAUCCAUUGAUCCUCAGUCCUACUCCUGAUGUUAGUUUACCGGAACCGACCACUACUGAUUAUAUGGUUACUGACCCUGAGGCGGCAGCGGCAGAUACGCCCACCGGAGGAUUAUUAGGGUUUUCGAUGUCUCUGUUUGACUCCGACGACGAUGAAAACGACGAUAACAGCCCGCAACACCUCUCUGCCAACUCGCUGGCCGUCGAUCUCCCAGCAAUGGUAACCACCACCGAAACUGCCACCACCGAAACUGCCACCACCGAAACUGCCACCGCCGAAGAAGCUGAAGCACCUAUCGAGACUACUGAGGCUACUGACGCUAAUGAGGCUGUGGCUGUGGAGUUAGUGCUGCCCGAGCCGAUUAAUACUAUAGACGAUGUCUCCUCCGGCUCCGACUCCGAGGUCGAGAUCAAGUUGCAUCUGGCGCCCCUCCGGUCGCCACCGCCGCUGCUGCUGGCGGCGCCCACGUUUGCCGACGACGACGACGACGACGACGCCUACGAGCCCGAGGGCAUCGAGUGGACGCCGCCUGGCUCCCCGGUGGACGCCACCCCCGCGCCGGCCGCAGGACGGCUCCGGCUGUCGCUUAAACGUCGCUCGCCCGACGACCCCGAACCCCGUACUUUGAAACGGGUCCGCUUUGCCAUAUAA